Molecule: messenger RNA, 516 nt
Organism: Mytilinidion resinicola
Lineage: Eukaryota; Fungi; Ascomycota; Dothideomycetes; Mytilinidiales; Mytilinidiaceae
Exons: 4
Coding region: 41-403 (120 amino acids)
Source: RefSeq, a predicted model, not a curated record
ACAAUUUGAGACGUCUUAUUUAUAAGUUUUAAGGGAGACGAUGGAUUUAUGUAACGCAUCCUAUCGCCAAGGGUCCUCUAUUUUGAGACUAAAUAGAUCUCAUGGGAGUGUUUGGAAAACCCAUAUCGCUUUGAGACGUUUCCCAAUGGACUCAAUGAGGGCCUUGGUAGCUUUUCAAAGGCACCGGAUCUCUCAGCUCAGUCACCCCCCAAGGAUACUCCAGUCCCAAACGAGCCCAGCAGAAGAUAUACGAUUUGGUGACAAGUACCCCGCAUUCUCCGGCAUCGCAGAGCACAUGGCGGCUAUCUUCAAAGAAGACUACCUCGCAGGAUUCUUCGCUGGCGAACUGCCUUGGGCAUUACUCUGGCGUGUAGAAAAUUGGUUUAGACAUUUCAAAUGUUAGGGUCGAUCUUGUAGACCCAAGCAAUCCGUUUGGCCAACUGCGGUACGCCGAGCUCGUGGUCAACGCUAGAAUGAUUGGUGUGAUUGGGAGACUGAUUUGGACAUCAGUAAAAU